AUGUCGAUAGCAUUUUUAAGUUUUUUUAGAAAGAAGGAUUGUGCAAAAAACUUAUUUCACAUAUAUUCAGAAAAACAUGCUUAUGAAGAAUUAGAUGAUAAAAAUGAAAAAACAAAUGUGUUUUUAAAUAAAAAAAAACAAAUUUUAAAAUUACAUAAGAUUAUAAAAUUAACAAAAACAGUAAAAAUUUUUAUUUUUUCUUAUCCUAAUGAAUAUGAAUAUUUAGGUUUAGGUAUAUGUAAACAUAUAAAAUUUAGUGGGUUAAAUAAAGAAGGUAAAAUAAAAGGGAAAUGGAAUAAUAAUGAUGAUAAAGAAAAAGAUUUGAAGCAAAUAUUUAGAAGUUAUACACCUAUAUAUAUAGAUAAAAAAAAUAAGCAUGUUCAUUUUGUUAUUCGAAUAUAUUAUCCAGAUGAUAAUUAUGUAGAUGGUGGAAAAAUGAGUAUGCAAUUAAACAAUUUAAAAUAUAAUGACAAAUUAGAAAUAACAGGUCCUUUUGGUUUAUUAGAAUAUAAAGGAAAUAAUGAAUUUGUACAUUUAUCAAAAACUAUAAAAAAUAAAAAACAUAUAAUUAUGAUUGCUGGUGGUACCGGUAUGACACCUUUUUUUCGAUUAAUUAAUCAUCUACUUUUAACAGAAAAUAAAGAACAUAGCAAUAUAAUUUAUAUGACAUUUAUUUAUGCAAAUAGAAAUGAAGAAGAAAUUUUACUAAAGUCAAUCUUUGAUGAAUAUGAAAGAAAAUAUGAAAACAUUAAAAUAGUUUAUAGUAUAGACAAAUGCUUAGAUGAAACAAAAAAAAAUACAUUUGAACACAUUGGAUUUAUAAAUGAAGAAUUAUUAAAAAAAUAUGUUUUAAAGUAUCAGAAGUUAGAUAUAAAAAUUGAAAAUGAAGACACACUAAUUCUAUUAUGUGGUCCUCCACCUAUGACUACUUUUCUUCAAAAAAUGCUAAAAGAUCUAAAUCAAUUAGAAAAUAUUAUAACUCUUUAA
Messenger RNA from Plasmodium gallinaceum, 987 nucleotides. Its product is annotated as NADH-cytochrome b5 reductase, putative. Gene Ontology annotation, molecular function: oxidoreductase activity. The transcript is spliced from 2 exons. The record is from RefSeq and is a predicted model, not a curated record. The coding region runs from base 1 to 987 and encodes 328 amino acids. NCBI's taxonomy places the organism in Eukaryota, Apicomplexa, Aconoidasida, Haemosporida, Plasmodiidae.